AGACAAUUGGAGACCAUGUAAUUGUUUCACCUGGUUGGGAUGGCAGCAACUGGGCCACCCAAUCUCUUCGUGGGAGAGAUGGUAGCUAGGGAGCUUCCAAACCUCAAUUUGCCUGGAUCCCAGAUGGAACAGACAGGUGGUGUGACAUGGCAGAAGGACACAGCCGGCAACUGGACACGUCUGGAAGGGUCUGCUGCUCGCUCAGAAACCACAUCCAGGGGUGCUGAGGCCCAGCCCGUCACUACUUUGCGGAUCACAAACCCCAAUAAAACCACUGGAAACCAGCAGCACCUACACCGGGAGUUGCUGUUCACCCAUCGCAAAGGCCUGAGCCUUCGAUCAAAGCCAGAGCUGCUCCAGGUUCUAGAGCAUCGGAACCGGCGCCGGGAUGGGACAGAAAGUGGCUUGAAACCAUCCCCCCUUGAGCAGGAGCUUCUGCGCUGGCAGCAGAGACGGGAACAGCAUCAACAGCAGGAAGCAACAGGAAAUCCUGGUGGGAGCCAGCCAGAGUUCAUAAAGGUCCGGGAGAAAUUACGAAGGACUCAGCAGCAACGGGAUCCCUCUCGCCAGCAGGCACCCCCUUCCUUGAUAUCUGUUCCUUUCCCACACCUUCAUCACCCCAACAGAAAGCCCUCCCAGUUCCCAGUCAAGCACCCUCCUGUAGCCCCACAGGCUGCGGCUUCACUUCCUCAGAGUUCCCUCAAGGACUCUAGUUUUACCUCAGUCCCAUCAAAAAAUUCCCUUGCCAAUAAUACAUGACUGCCUCCCACACGUGCCCCUUCUACCACGAAUGCUUCAUCAGGUGGUUAAAUACACAACACCAAGCUGCAAUGUGUUCAUGUUGGGAUAAGGGGCUUAUUCAACAACCUUGGUUUAAAAAUUUAGCUUAGCGUCACAUGG
Messenger RNA from Notechis scutatus (mainland tiger snake), 900 nucleotides. The record is from RefSeq and is a predicted model, not a curated record. NCBI's taxonomy places the organism in Eukaryota, Metazoa, Chordata, Lepidosauria, Squamata, Elapidae.